Paramecium pentaurelia is the source of this 462-nucleotide messenger RNA. The record is from the annotation of a GenBank genome assembly. Lineage: Eukaryota; Ciliophora; Oligohymenophorea; Peniculida; Parameciidae.
AUGAAUUUUGUUAUGCAGUUGCUAUUAAUUAAGAUUGUUCAAUUAUAGCAAUUGGAUGUAAUAAUUAGAUUAAAAUAUAUGAAUUCAAAUAAGCAAUGUUGGAAAUUAAAUUAAGUAUUAAAUUAACAUUAAGAAAAUGUAAUUGCUUUAAAUUUGAUGAAAUAAUCAAAUUAAUUGAUUUCAGGAGAUGAAGGUGGAUCUAUUUUGAUUUGGUCAUAUAUAAUAAUUAAUGGAUUUGUAAAUAAAGUAUUAAAUAACAUAAAGAUUGGGUUAGAUGUUUAAUUUGGAAUAAUAAUGAAGAUCUGUUUAUAUCAUGUAGUAGAGAUAAGACUAUUAAGUUUUGGGUUAAAAAAAAUGAAUGGAUCUGUUAAUAAACAAUCGAAGAUCAUACUGGUUUUGUUUAUCAAAUAAGUUAGAAUGAAUAACAAAAUCAAGUUAUAUCUUGUGGAAAUAAUAAAUUGA